This is a messenger RNA of Pelobates fuscus (common spadefoot toad), 2854 nucleotides long. It is a transcript of the gene LMCD1, whose product is annotated as LIM and cysteine rich domains 1. Lineage: Eukaryota; Metazoa; Chordata; Amphibia; Anura; Pelobatidae. The transcript is spliced from 6 exons. The coding region runs from base 88 to 1152 and encodes 354 amino acids. Gene Ontology annotation, cellular component: nucleus. The record is from RefSeq and is a predicted model, not a curated record. Gene Ontology annotation, molecular function: transcription corepressor activity; zinc ion binding.
GCUUCAUGAAUCAGGCUUUUCUCCAGCAGCUCUGCUGUGGAAGCGUAACAAGUUAGGUAAGAAGUGUUUGCUAUUGAAACCUGCAAGAUGGAAGUCAGUGCUGGAAUUCAGAAGAUGUCUUUGGGACAGCAGACUACGGGAAGAGGUGCUCCAUGUAUGAGGUGCAAGGGGAAUUGUAAAGGAUAUAAGCCGCAUUCCUGGAGGAAGUUAUGUGAAUGCUGCCGUUGUCCUCGUGAGGAGCAUGCUCUAUUGACUGAUCUAGAGGAAGACUACCAGAUUGGGCAACUGCUCACAGACUCUCGAUACUCAGGGCUGACAGCGCGUGUGAAAGGCAGCGAUGGUGCACGGGUGUACAAGAGGAACCGCAUGAUUAUCACCAACCCAAUCACCUCCCGCAAGGACCCCACCUUCCUAACUGUUACAUAUGAGUGGGCACCCCCUGGACUCAACCAAAAACUGGCCAUGCAUUACAUGGAGCUGAUACCCAAGAAAAUGCAGCCUGUGGCUGGUACAGAAGGGGCACAUUAUCGUCGUGUUCAGCUGAUGAGGCAGCUUCCUUCCCAUGACCUGGAUCCUGAACAAUGCCAUGGACUCUCACAGCAGGAGCGACCAGCCAUGGAGAAGUUUGUGAAGCAGUACAAAAAGAACGCAUUGGGCGUUGCUGAAGUGACUUUGCCUUGUAGUGCCAAGCAACAAGAAGAUGAAAAAGAUGGUGGAAAAACAAAAGCAACAAAUGGCACAGAGGAGGAAGAUGUGGGAAAAUCAACUUAUUUGUGUGAGCUGUGCCAGCAGCUUAUGCCCGGUGAUGCCCCUGCUGUGUAUGCAGAGCGGGCUGGCUAUAACAGACAGUGGCAUCCAUCCUGCUUCAUAUGCUGCCAGUGCAGACAGCCCCUUGUGAACCUGAUAUACUUCUGGAAAAACAACCACUUGUGGUGCGGCAGACAUUACUGUGAGAGCGAGAGACCACGAUGCACAGGCUGUGAUGAGAUAAUAUUCUCUGAAGACUACAAACAACUAGAGGGACACUUUUGGCACAAUGACCAUUUCUCUUGUAUGGUCUGCAAGGAAACAUUCGAUGGAAGGUCUUACGUUCUGGACAAUGCGCAGCUGCUUUGUGACCGUUGCAGCAAAUCCAAAAACAACUGCAGCUAGAGCAAAGCACGCUCAGUUCUCUGGGUACUGGACUGUUAAAUGCUGGUGUAGACAGGAUCUAGAGUGCUAGCUUUCUCCCAAAUCACUAUAGCCUAUAUAUUACAAAUCUUACUAGUUGAGUGCAGAAGUGAUCAUGCUGACUAAGUCAUCUCAAGUGCUACAUUAGAUAUCUAAUAACUCUCCAGUAGAGACUUAGAAAGAAGGCAUGUUGGCAACCUUUACUUUCAAGGCUGCAAAAUACAGUUGGCAAAAGAAAGAAAUAAGUUUGUAACAUAAUCAAUAAACAGUUUGCAUAAACAAAUCCCACUAAAAGAGAUUACAAUAGAUCCAAGCCACAGUAAAAAUGCUCAAUAAAAGCAUGUUUGUAUGCAUCCAGAUGUCUCUUCUGCUCACAGAUAGCCUUCAGAAGUAAAAUCUACAUUGGGUGGCCCUGAUUCUUUAAACCAGUUGUGAGCCAAGUGGCUCCAUGUCUGCUUUGCAAGUCUGCCCUAUUAAAUGCCACCUUACCUUUCCCCUUAGGGUUCUGUACGGCUUCCUUAUAUGUUGAGAUGACUACAUUAAAAUAUAUAUGCCUUAAUUUAGACAAGUGUUACAGCCAGGUAAUAACCCAGAAGAGUGGAUUAUAAAAGUACUGGAAUACUAACAAAAUUUCAAUAUAUUAUUUAUUUUUGUAUGUUGUCAUGGAGUAAAAAAUGCAUUAACAAGCAUGUGCAAUGGGCAUUAUAAAAUGCUGUCAUGGGAUGUAUAUAUGACUGCUUUCACUGUCUAUUUUAUGUUCUCAUUCAUCCAUAAGUAUCCAUACAUUGAAUCUUUUGACUCUGAUAUUGUCAUAAGACCCCCAACUCAUUACAUGAUAGGCUUUGUCUGUGGCCCUAUCUUCUGAUACAAUUUUAAGAGAGUGCGGGGGAUCUGUGAAUUCAGAUUUCUAUUUUUGGUUUACUCUCAGCCACAAGAAGGUUCUAAGGUCAACAUGAUAUGAAUGCAACAUAAAUGUAUUCAACAAAGAACCAUCAUCGGAUCUCACGACAUAUAUACUGACUCAUCCGUCACUGAAAAAAGUUGCAAUAAAAAAAAAAAAUAGGUAAACUAAACAAUAAAUGUAUUCCUUUAAACAGUACAUUUCCAAAAUAAAAAAAAAAAAUGGCCAUGUAUAUUUGUUUAUAUCAGUUUACUAUUUUCUACAGGCAAAGAGAAGUCCUUUUAUUUAAUUAUUUUGAAUAAUGUCAAUGCAUUUUUAAAUAAAAGGUCCUGAUUUUUAUUUCAAUGUUCAUAUCUCUCAAUUAUGAAAUAUUAAUAGCGUUGGCUGCCCCUUUAAUAAAGGAAUAGAUCAACCAACAUUUUUCAGUGUAUAAUGCACCUUAGCAAAGAUAACCUUUGCACAAACAUUAUUGUAAGAUAUAUACAUGUUAAAGGACCACUCUAGGCACCCAGACCACUUCAGCUCAAUAAAGUGGUCUGGGUGCCAAGUUCCCCUAGUUUUAACCCUGCAGCUGUAAACAUAGCAGUUUCAGAGAAAGUGCUAUGUUUACAUUGAAGGCUAAUCCAGCCUCUAGUGGCUGUCUUCCUGACAGCCACUAGUGGCCGCUUCCGCAAGCCUUAAUGCGAAAAUCGCAUUGAGGACACGCUGGAUGUCCAUAGGAAAGCAUUGAGUAAUGCUUUAAUAUGAGUGGUUCGGAGCUGACGUCAGCAGGGGGAGAAGAGG